Salarias fasciatus (jewelled blenny) is the source of this 1188-nucleotide messenger RNA. It is a transcript of the gene mrpl13, whose product is annotated as mitochondrial ribosomal protein L13. NCBI's taxonomy places the organism in Eukaryota, Metazoa, Chordata, Actinopteri, Blenniiformes, Blenniidae. Gene Ontology annotation, cellular component: ribosome; mitochondrial large ribosomal subunit. The transcript has 7 exons. Bases 76 to 615 code for a protein of 179 amino acids. Gene Ontology annotation, biological process: negative regulation of translation; translation. The record is from RefSeq and is a predicted model, not a curated record. Gene Ontology annotation, molecular function: mRNA binding; structural constituent of ribosome.
GCCACAUUUACCAAACGGACGGUAAAUCACGUUGAGGGUCAAAUGUUUUGAGGAUGUGCGUUUAAUAUCAUCAGAAUGUCUAGUUUCUCCAGGUCCGCACAGCAAUGGGCAACUUUUGCUCGUUCCUGGUUCCUAAUUGAUGCCAGGAUGCAGCCCCCUGGAAAGAUCGCCUCUGUGUGUUCUGUCCGUCUGCAGGGGAAACACAAACCUAUUUAUCAUGCACUGAGUGAAUGUGGUGAUCACGUUGUAGUAAUCAACUCCAGACACAUUGCUUUCUCUGGGAACAAAUGGGAACAGAAAGUCUACUCUUCACACACGGGGUAUCCAGGUGGGUUCAAACAGGUCACUGCAGCCCAGCUCCAUCACAAGGACCCAAAAGCUAUCGUGAAGUUGGCGGUUUACGGCAUGCUGCCUAAGAAUCUGCAGCGGCGCUCCAUGAUGCAGCGAUUACACAUCUUUCCCGAAGACGAGCUGCCAGACGACAUUCGAGCGAACCUGACAGAGGAGCUGCCUCAGCCAAGAGAAAUCCCCAGGAAGCUCAGCGAGUACACGCAGGAGGAAAUCGACGCCUUCCCCAGGCUCUGGACUCCGCCGACGGACUACAAGAUGAAAUGAAACGGAGCAUGCCAGACGUGACCGAAGCAGCAAGUUUUCUUCUUCUUUCUUUUUUUUUUUUUGGAUACCAACACAACCAUGUCUUGAACUGCGGUUGUAAAUGUAUCAAAGUGUCACAGUUUCUCGAGUCACGUGUGAAUUUCACCUCGACGCCAACUCCAUCAAGCAAGCCCUCCGCCCUCUCCAUCAGCAGCAUUAGCCUCGACACGACCGCAGCAGGCCGAAUUUAUCCGGGAGCAGCUUGUGAUUUCAGCGCGCGGCUCAGCCCGGAUCAGAGGAAAAAAAUCACUUUCUUUGGGUUUUUCCUCUGAUUAUACAACCAUGAAAUGAUCAGAUCUGGCCCAUAAAAAUGACAUCUGUUGGAGCUGAUCCUGCCUUUGAAGGUUGGUGGGCUCACAGUGAAACCAAUUAACGUGUUACUAUGACAACAUCUGGCCCAUCAGCCGAAAAUGUUGACUCUGGUCGGGACUCCUCAUCCCACGUCUGUGUUUCCAUAGAGAUUUUCUACCUAGAAAUCCGUGCUGUACGAGUGUACUGUAAAAUAGGUUAAUAAACACUUUAAUGAACCUGUUU